AUGUCCAAUAAUAACACUUACAACCCCAUUCAAGAUUAUCCCAGGAUCCGAUUGCCUGGAUGGGUCGAUGAGAUCUCCCCAGAAUACAAGCGACUAAGGAUUGCCAUCACUAGAAAAUACGGAUGGAUCUCAUUCUUCUCGUCAACCUUCAUAUUACUUUGCAUGGCCAUCGUGAAUUACGUUUACAAAACACAUUAUUACGCCAUCAGCAAAAGGCUAAAAAAAUUCUAUCACAGCCAUUCCCCGGUAUAUGGGUUUAUCGUCAACUCACGAAUCUCUCAGAUCGUUGCCUUUUGGUCUGUUUAUUCCCUAUUGAUCCUUACUCCCGAGUUGAAUUACGAUCUAAUGUUCCUUACCAAAAGAUUGGGGAGAUUGGCAGUGACCUUGAUGCCGUUGUUAUUAUUUUUAACUAUUAGACCAUCACCUAUGCCAAAAAAUUUAUAUCUCAGUUUAUUACCAGUGCACAAAUGGGUUUCAAGAAUUGUGGUAUGCCAAUCACUUUUGCACUCCAUUUUUUACACCGCCAGUUAUUUCCAUAAACAAACAUUAUCGAAAAUUUGGAAAAAACGGCAAAUUUUGGGAUGGAUCCCCAUGGCGGCAUUCCUAAUGAUAGCAAUUACCUCAUUAAGUCCAAUUAGAAGAAAAUAUUUCAAAUUUUUUUAUAUCAAUCAUUACCUUCUAACUUGGGUCUCGGUGAUUUGUUUAUUCUUCCACUCAAAACCUCCGGCAAACCUCGCGACUUUUUUGAAUGUCGCGGUAUUGAUUUAUCAAAUCUACCUUCGGUUCACCAAUACUUCUUUGGUAAAGCUCCAGAUCAUUCCAUUAUCUCCAAACUUGAAGGUCAUUGAGAUCGCCAAGCUGUCAAUUCCAGAAGGUCGGUUCGAAUUCAAACAUUCCAUCAUGCCUUGUUCACAUCUCAGAAUGCAAAAACGAUAUACUAAUCCGCUAAUAAACUGGUGGUAUAGGUUCAUUUCUCCAUUGGCCCAUCCUUACACUAUCGCGUCGCUUCCCAGCGACAAUUCUAUCGUAUUGGUGGUUAGAAAUACCAAGUUCGAUUUGAAUAAUAUCGACGAAUACUAUAUUACCGGCACGUAUGAUCCCGACCUCGAAUUUGUGGAAUUUACUGAGAAACGUGAUGAUUUUAUUAGCCGUCCUGUCAAUAGCCACCACUCUUUUAGCAGAUGGUUCAAAGACUCGCCGAUCAAGAAAUCACUUUUGAAAAACUCCAACAUCGUGACCCUUACCUCAUAUUAUAAAGUUUCGGCGUCCAGAAUGUUGAUGAUCAUUGGCGGGUCAGGGAUAUCUGUGGCAUUACCAUUACUCAGAAUUUUGAGCAUUCAAGGGAUCCCUUCGAAAAUCAUUUGGGUUAUCAAGGAUAUUCAAGAUUUGAGACUUUUCAAACAUUUUAAAAAUAUCGAUGUCAAUGCCAUUGAAAUCUAUUUGACCAGCAAGACUUAUAAAUUUGAACAUCUUCGAGAAAAUAUUUUAAGACUCGACGAAUUGCUAUUUGAUAAAUUGGAUGAUCAUGAAAAUAAUGCCAGCGUUUUACCAAUGAUAUCGAUUAACGGGGUUAAAGACCUGGAUUACGAUACUAGAGAGGUUGAUUUUACGAACUUUGGGGCCACGAUGCCGCCAGUUGAGGAGAAUGACCUUGGUGAUAAACAUAAUUAUUUCACGGUACCAAUAAUUAGAAAGACAAGGAGAUCAAAAUCGUUGUCAUCGGUCGACACCCCACCUUGUUAUGAUGAUUUGUUCAAAAGGAAAAGACUUUCGGGGAAGAAAUCGAUCAAGGAUUUGAUUACUGACAGAUUGAAUUUGGAUACAUUUCGUAAAGAUCACCAAGAAAAUGCUGAUGAUGAUGAUGAUAUCCAAGGCUCUAAUGCCGAUAAUGUGGGGAUUAAUAUUUCGAAAUAUUCAAACAAUUACGACACAAAAAUUAAGCAAGAGCGGGUACUCAAUAAGAGCAAAUCUAUUCUGGGGAACUUGUUAACCUCAGACCUUGACACCAUUUCUAAUUACGGGUCGAUCAACCACGACGACCACGAACCAUUAUUGCCCAGGACAAGUUCCAAGAUUUGGAAAACCAAUGAGGAAUUCAAAUUACCAAUCAUCAUCAAAGCCGAUAGAGCUUCCAAUGGACAGUAUGCCAGUAUUGUCAAACAGCUCAAGAUUUAUAGAGGAAGACCGGUUUUAGGACAAAAUGAGUUUAACUGGUGCCUCAACCAUUUUUGUACCGGCACUUCUGAAAAUUCUUCGAUAAAUACGGAUUUCAAUGCUAUUGAAGAAGAGGAAACUUCUGAUCUUUUACAUCCUCCCGGAGGUAGUAGCCACUACCAUCAAAAGAGACAUGUCGAUCGAUCACCAUCUAAUGGGUCACACGCGGUUGUUGAGUGUUGUAAAGAUAUGGGAUCGGUUGAUCUUGAUGAAAUUCUUGAGAAAGUCUGGGUCGUUGGGGUGGGUCCCGAAGGAUUAACCAAGAAGGCCAAGCUAUGGGCCAGAGAAAAUAGGUUGAACUUCCAUGAUGAGAGUUUUUCUGUUUGA
Messenger RNA from Saccharomycopsis crataegensis, 2541 nucleotides. It is a transcript of the gene FRE8, whose product is annotated as putative ferric-chelate reductase. The record is from RefSeq and is a predicted model, not a curated record. NCBI's taxonomy places the organism in Eukaryota, Fungi, Ascomycota, Saccharomycetes, Ascoideales, Saccharomycopsidaceae. Gene Ontology annotation, biological process: superoxide anion generation; defense response. The coding region runs from base 1 to 2541 and encodes 846 amino acids. The transcript has a single exon. Gene Ontology annotation, molecular function: superoxide-generating NAD(P)H oxidase activity. Gene Ontology annotation, cellular component: NADPH oxidase complex; plasma membrane.